Acromyrmex echinatior (Panamanian leafcutter ant) is the source of this 547-nucleotide messenger RNA. RefSeq lists its product as uncharacterized. NCBI's taxonomy places the organism in Eukaryota, Metazoa, Arthropoda, Insecta, Hymenoptera, Formicidae. The record is from RefSeq and is a predicted model, not a curated record.
AUGCCCAACCUCCACGGUCCGAACGAGUCGGUCAGACAGCUGUAUAUGAACGCCGUCCUGUCCGGGGCCCUUUACGGGACCCCGGUAUGGAGUGGAAAGGCUCUGGCUAGCCGCCGUAUUAAGGCAAGGUUGCACAACGUGCAACGGCGGCUGGCCUUGCGAAUAUGCAGAGCCUACAGGACGGUGUCGUAUGCGGCCGUCAUGGUCCUCGCGGGGAUCCCCCCUGUUGAAUACGUGGCCGACGCCCUGGCGGAAUCCUUCGCCAGGGUGCUCACCGGACACGGUUGUUUCGGGGAGUACCUGUGUCGCAUAGGCAAGGAGCCGACCACUGGUUGUCGUCACUGCGACGGGGACCGGGACAUCGCGCAGCACACGCUAGAGGCCUGCCCAGCGUGGGCGGGCGAGGGCGGUGUCCUGGUCCGAGAAAUUGGAGAGGACCUCUCCCUGCCGGCUGUCGUGAGAGCGAUGAUCGGCAGGGAGAGUGCUUGGGCGGCCUUCUCCUCCUUCUGCGAUCGGGUGAUGUCGCAGAAGGAGGAGGCAGAAAGGC